GAAACAUGGCGGCACAGUCGGGAUGUUAUGAAUCCGUGACGGAUUUUUAUGCCAAUACGGACGUUUUUCUUACCGGUGGAACAGGGUUUCUGGGGAAGGUGUUGAUCGAGAAGCUGCUACGCUCCUGUCCAGACAUUGGACGCAUCUUUGUGCUGAUGCGGAACAAGCGCGGCAAAUCGAUCGAGACACGCGUCACCGAACUCGUCAGUUGUCCUCUGUUUGAUCGGUUAAGGGAGGAAAACAAAGGGGCCUUAAAUAAGGUCGUUCCCAUUUUCGGAGAUAUUACACAGCUACGCCUGGGCAUGUACGAGGAGGACAUCCAGCGACUUAACAAUGUGUCAGUAGCGUUUCAUUUGGCCGCUAGUGUCAGAUUCGAUGAUCCGUUAAAAGAUGCUAUCAAAACGAACAUCUGCUCGACACAGGAGCUGUUUGAGAUACUCAAAUCUACAGCCACCAAUCUGCGGGCCGUUGUACACGUUUCUACCGCGUACAGCAAUCCGGAAAAUCGUUACGUCGAGGAAAAGCUCUACCCGCCAAAGUACGAUUGGAAAAAACUCGUCCAAGCCGUCGAUCGUUACGAGCCGGAAACACUGGAUGCACUGAUGCAAAAACUUUCACACGACUCACCAAACACGUACACAUACACCAAAGGACUAGCGGAACAAGUAUGCAACGAUUACAGCAACGAGCUGCCGUUGGCCAUCGUUCGUCCUUCGGUCGUGUUGUUUACUAUUCAGGAGCCGAUGAGCGGAUGGGUGGAUAAUUUUAACGGGCCCACGGGAAUGCUGGUCAGUGCCGGGAUGGGCAUUACGAGGACGGCCUACCUGCAACCGAGAAAUCGUAUCAACAUCAUCCCGGUGGACGUUGUCGUUAAGACUAUCAUCUUGGCCGCUUGGAAACGGGGCACCAUUGAACGUACCUACGGUCCUAACCAUCUGCCCAUUUACAACAGUGCCGUGUCGUACGAACAGUCGUUGGAAUACCAGGAAAUGCUGGAUCGCGGCAAAGAGUACCUUUAUGCGGUGCCCUUCAGUCGUAUGAUCUGGGUGCCUCGGGGAUAUCCAACGGAUUGGAAAGCUUUGUACUACUUCAAUCUAAUUUUAACCAUGCUUCUGCCAUCAUUUCUGUUGGAUCUCCUCAUCAGAAUGUUAGGACACAAACCAUUUUUAAUGAAAUUACAGUGCAGAAUUUAUAGUUCCGAAGUCUCGCUACGUUACUUUGUCAGGCAUGAGUGGGAAUUCGUGACAAAGCAGACAGAUAAUUUAAUCGAUUUACUAGACGAGAAAGAUCGGAGCACCUUCGGAUGGUACAUGCCGAGGAAACUGACUGGCAAAUAUCUCGAGAACGCGUACAUCACCAUCAGACGCUACCUGAUGAAGGAUCCGGACGAGACGAUUCCGUAUGCCAAACGAAAGCUAGCACGUAUGGUACUCGUCGAUCGUAUCAUUCAGAUUAUCGCUUGCUGCUUAACGCUGGUGGCCAUUUGUAGGGCAAUGUUUGCUGGAAGUUUGUAGUGCUGCAAUAAACAUUACGAGUUGUUCCGGUUUUCGUUGUAAAUUU
This is a messenger RNA of Anopheles maculipalpis, 1560 nucleotides long. Its product is annotated as putative fatty acyl-CoA reductase CG5065. Gene Ontology annotation, molecular function: alcohol-forming very long-chain fatty acyl-CoA reductase (NADP+) activity. The record is from RefSeq and is a predicted model, not a curated record. Bases 6 to 1514 code for a protein of 502 amino acids. Gene Ontology annotation, cellular component: peroxisome. Gene Ontology annotation, biological process: long-chain fatty-acyl-CoA metabolic process. NCBI's taxonomy places the organism in Eukaryota, Metazoa, Arthropoda, Insecta, Diptera, Culicidae. The transcript is spliced from 7 exons.